Messenger RNA from Carlito syrichta (Philippine tarsier), 2635 nucleotides. RefSeq names its product zinc finger protein 74-like. The transcript is spliced from 5 exons. NCBI's taxonomy places the organism in Eukaryota, Metazoa, Chordata, Mammalia, Primates, Tarsiidae. The record is from RefSeq and is a predicted model, not a curated record. Bases 259 to 2250 code for a protein of 663 amino acids. Gene Ontology annotation, biological process: regulation of DNA-templated transcription.
GGUCCCUGAGCGCGCGUUCUCUUGAGGAGUGUGUGACGGGUGUACUGGGACGUACGUGUGAUAGGAACGUGGGUGAGCCCAACGUGUGGCAUGGGGUGUUGCGGAGCCUCCCUGAGCCCGACCUCAGCUGCGCGCAGGGCCGGGGCUCCGUGCGUGUGAUCGUGCAGCUGCGAGUUCGUGGCGACCCACGAGGCUCCUCUGGGCGCGGGAGGCUACGGAGCUGCCCACUCCUGCAGGGACGCCACCGCCGAGGGGGCCAUGGAGAUCCCGAAGCCCGAGGGGACAGCUUUUUCCUCUCAGGAUCCUGCUCUUUCCCUCAAAGGCAAUCCAGAGGAUAUAGCCGACUGGGAUCUUCUGGAAGCCAGAUAUGAGGAAUCAGUGACUUUCAAGGAUGUGGCUGUGGACUUCACCCAGGAGGAAUGGGGUCAGCUGGACUCCCCUCAGAGAGCCCUGUACCGGGAUGUGAUGUUGGAAAACUACCAGAACCUUCUUGCCCUUGGGCCUCCAGUCCAUAAGCCAGAUGUGAUCUUCUAUCUGGAACGAGGUGAGGAGCCAUGGUACGUGCAGAGGGAAGUCCCUGGAGGGCCUUGUCCAGAAUGGGAACCUAGGCCUGAGAUAAAGGAAGAGUUAUCCCAGCAACAGGAUAUUUGUAAAAAAGAACCAUUCCCAGAGCUGAUUAUGGAGCGGCUGACGAGACCCAGCCUUCAUGACAGCAGCCUAGGCAGGGCAUGGGCCUGGGAGGACCAGGUAGAUGCUCUCCAGAUGAGCCUGGCAGCACCCUGGAAGCAAGAGCCUACCACCCCUGGGGACAUCCCCAUGGAGGAGAGUUGUUGGGGACCCAGCGAGUCUGAGGAAAGUUUCCCUCUUAAGUGCGCCCUGUUUGCCCCACAAGGCAUUCCCAUGGGAGGACACUCUCUGCACCCUUGCGUGGAGGACGUUCAGUCUGUGAAGGGUAGAGCCAAAGCCUCCCCAAGCCUGUGUGCAGGGGAAACCUCUCUCAGGUCAGGGGAGCAUGGGAAGUUCCCCCACGCACAAGUGGAUACUGGGGAGGGCCUGUUUGUGUGUGGUGAGUGUGGGAAGGCCUUCCCCCAGAGCACUUCCCUCACAUUGCAUCGGCGCUGGCACAGCCGGGAGAAGGCCUACAAGUGCACCGAGUGCGGCAAGGCCUUCACCUGGAGCACCAACCUACUGGAGCACCGGCGCAUUCACACAGGUGAGAAGCCCUUCUUCUGUGGCGAAUGCGGCAAGGCCUUCAGUUGCCACUCAUCCCUCAACGUGCACCACCGGCUCCACACAGGCGAACGGCCCUACAAAUGCAGCGUCUGUGACAAGGCCUUCAGCUGCAGCUCACUGCUCAACAUGCACCUGCGGGUGCACACUGGCGAGAAGCCCUACAAGUGCGGCGAGUGCGGCAAGGCCUUCAACCAGCGCACACACCUCACACGCCACCACCGCAUCCACACGGGCGAGAAACCCUACAAGUGUGGUGCGUGUGGCAAGGCCUUCACCUGCCACUCAUCCCUCACGGUGCACGAGAAGAUCCACAAUGGGGACAGGCCAUUCAAGUGCAGCGAGUGUGAGAAGGCCUUCAACAGCCGCUCGCGCCUCACGCUGCACCAGAGGACACACACGGGCGAGAAGCCCUUCAAGUGCGCCGACUGCGGGAAGGCCUUCAGCUGCCAUGCCUACCUCCUAGUGCACCGGCGCAUCCACAGUGGCGAGAGGCCCUUCAAGUGCAACGAGUGCGGCAAGGCCUUCAGCUCCCACUCCUACCUCAUUGUGCACCAGCGUGUCCACACGGGUGAGAAGCCCUUUGACUGCAGCAAGUGCUGGAAGGCCUUCAGCUGCCACUCAUCGCUCAUAGUGCACCAGCGCGUCCACACUGGGGAAAAGCCCUACAAGUGCCACGAAUGUGGCAAGGCCUUCAGCCAGAACCACUGUCUCAUCAAACACCAGAAAGUCCACUCCGGAGAGAAGCCCUUCAAGUGUGAUGAGUGCGGCGAGAUGUUCAGCUGGAGUUCACACCUCGCGGAGCACCGCAGGCUGCACAGCGAGGGGAGGUCUUUUGCCAUCCAGCUCAACAAACACUUGCUGAGCACAUACUAUGUGCCCAGCAGCCUGCUGGGUGCAGGGGAUAUGGGGGUGAGGGACGUGGCCCCAAUGGACACAUUGGAUGUGGCAAAGCUAUUGUGUGUGGCUCAGCCCGCGGCUGGCAGGAAGUUCCCUCUGGGGAGCAAACCUCGCAGUUAACUGACGUGGUCUCGUGUUGGUGGCCACUUUCUGAGCUGCCCUAUGAGAAACAUGCUCCUGUUCCUUCUUGGCUCCUAGAUCCAGGUGCUGGCUUCCCCAGAUGCAUGAGUCCUGCCUUAUUGCCCCAUCGGAUCUCCAUGCUUGGAGCUCCCCUGGAAGAGAUGCGCUUUAGAAGGAGUGGCUUAAGGGCUAUUCGCGGUAGUCCUGUCAACUGUUUGAUGGGCCUGGAAGUCGUUGAGAAGGGGAGUAGAUCUUUCCUGUAGAUCAGAAGAAGCUAUGUCACUGUGUCCUCGGACAAACUCCUGAUGUGGGUUCAAGUGGGAAUUUCCUCUGUAAACUUUUCAGAAGAAUAGCAAUAAUAAAACAAAAAAUAUGAAUAACAUUA